AUGGAGACGGACUGUAACCCGAGGGAGCUGAGCAGCGUGCCGGGGCUGGAAGGCGACUCGACGCUCAAUGGUGUGGAGGGGACUGACAUGAAGGACAUGCGGCUCGAGGCAGAAGCCGUAGUCAGUGAUGUCCUCUUCGCUGUCAACAGCAUGUUGGUGUCGCAGAGCCUGCGCUGUGCGGACGAUGUGGCCUACAUCAACGUGGAGACCAGAGAAGGGAGCAGAUACUGCCUGGAGCUCACCGAAGCAGGGCUGAGGGUGGUCGGUCACGCCUUUGACCAGGUGGACGAGGCCCUGCAGAUGCCCUACCACGAGACCGUCUACUCGCUGCUGGACACACUCAGCCCCGCAUACCGGGAGGCCUUUGGCAAUGCGCUGCUGCAGAGACUGGAAGCCUUGAAGCGGGAUGGGCAGUCCUGA
Elephantulus edwardii (Cape elephant shrew) is the source of this 420-nucleotide messenger RNA. It is a transcript of the gene GSKIP, whose product is annotated as GSK3B interacting protein. The transcript is spliced from 2 exons. Gene Ontology annotation, molecular function: protein kinase A binding; kinase regulator activity. Bases 1 to 420 code for a protein of 139 amino acids. NCBI's taxonomy places the organism in Eukaryota, Metazoa, Chordata, Mammalia, Macroscelidea, Macroscelididae. Gene Ontology annotation, biological process: regulation of canonical Wnt signaling pathway. The record is from RefSeq and is a predicted model, not a curated record. Gene Ontology annotation, cellular component: cytoplasm.